This is a messenger RNA of Scomber scombrus (Atlantic mackerel), 4640 nucleotides long. RefSeq names its product WD repeat domain 26a (gene wdr26a). NCBI's taxonomy places the organism in Eukaryota, Metazoa, Chordata, Actinopteri, Scombriformes, Scombridae. Gene Ontology annotation, biological process: proteasome-mediated ubiquitin-dependent protein catabolic process. Gene Ontology annotation, molecular function: protein binding. The record is from RefSeq and is a predicted model, not a curated record. Gene Ontology annotation, cellular component: GID complex.
AGGGCUGCAGCUGUCUGAGAGCAACAAUAACAAGCGAUAACCAGCAAGUCAAACGCGGUGGAAACGGUGCCUGACAUCGCAAAUUAUCACCGACAUUCACAAAAUGCGGUUGUCGAUAUAACUCUGGACUCCGUGUCUUCGUCCUCCGAGUCGGAAAACGUCUUUUCGUCGCGGUCAUAGCCGCGAAAAAAACACGUAGAAUCGGCCGCAGGGGAACAGGGCAAUUCGGGGCUGCAUCUGGGUCAGUGGGCCCGUCGGCGGCUGUACCGGUGCUUUUCUUUUCCCCGCAGUGUCCCUUCGCUCCUGGCAGUCGUUUACAUACACACCGCUUCACCCGUAUUAACCGAGAGAAGAUGCAGGCUAACGGGGCAGGACAGGAUACAGACUCAGAAGUAUCCUGCCAAAACGGUGCACCAGCCUGCGUCCAACAACAACAGCCCGACCGAUGCCAACUCUGGCGUCAAGAAGAAGAAGCGACUGUCUCAGUGUGAGGAGGACGUCAUCCGGCUCAUAGGACAACAUUUACAUGAUUUAGGUCUCAAUCAGACAGUGGACCUCCUGAUGCAGGAGUCUGGCUGCAGAUUGGAGCACCCCUCUGCCACCAAGUUUCGCAAUCAUGUCAUGGAAGGAGAGUGGGACAAGGCUGAGAGUGACCUGAAUGAGCUGAAGGCAUUGAUGCAUUCUCCAAGUGCCAUAGUGCGUAUGAAGUUCUUGCUGCUACAGCAGAAGUAUCUGGAGUAUCUGGAGGAUGGGAAGGUCCUGGAGGCCCUGCAGGUCCUCAGAGCUGAGCUCACUCCUCUCAAGUACAACACAGAGCGCAUCCACAUCUUGAGUGGGUACCUGAUGUGCAGUCAUGCAGAGGACCUGCGAGCCAAAGCAGAGUGGGAAGGCAAAGGCACGGCAUCCCGAACAAAGCUGCUAGAUAAGCUCCAAACGUACCUGCCUCCGUCAGUGAUGCUGCCUCCUCGCCGCCUGCAGACUCUGCUGAAGCAGGCGGUGGAGCUGCAGAGGGAGCGCUGCCUCUAUCACAACACUAAGCUGGACAGUGGACUGGACUCUGUGUCCCUGCUGCUGGACCACGCCUGCAGCCGGAAACAGUUCCCGUGCUACACUCAGCAGAUCCUCACUGAACACUGCAAUGAAGUCUGGUUCUGCAAGUUCUCCAACGAUGGCACAAAACUGGCAACCGGCUCGAAAGACACCACAGUCAUUGUGUGGCAUGUUGACACGGAAACCCAGCAGCUGAAAUUGAUGAAGACUCUUGAGGGUCAUGCUUAUGGUGUCUCUUACCUGGCAUGGAGCCCUGAUGAUGCCUAUCUGAUAGCCUGUGGUCCUGAUGACUGCUCUGAGCUGUGGCUGUGGAAUGUACAGACGGGGGAGUUACGAACAAAGAUGAGUCAGUCUCACGAGGAUAGCCUGACCAGUGUGGCCUGGAAUCCAGAUGGCAAACGCUUUGUCACCGGUGGCCAGAGAGGGCAGUUCUACCAGUGUGACUUGGAUGGAAACCUACUGGACUCCUGGGAGGGAGUGCGGGUGCAGUGCCUGUGGUGUUUGAGUGACGGCCGGACCGUCCUUGCUUCUGACACCCACCAACGAAUCAGAGGAUACAACUUUGAGGACUUGACUGACAGAAACAUAGUGCAAGAGGACCAUCCCAUCAUGUCCUUCACUGUUUCAAAGAAUGGAAGAUUAGCUCUGCUCAAUGUCGCUACUCAGGGAGUGCACCUUUGGGACCUGCAGGACCGGGUGCUGGUGAGGAAGUACCAAGGGGUGACCCAGGGCUUCUACACCAUCCACUCCUGCUUUGGAGGGCACAAUGAAGACUUCAUUGCUAGUGGCAGUGAAGAUCACAAGGUUUACAUCUGGCACCGGCGCAGUGAGUUGCCCAUUGCAGAGCUGACUGGUCACACCCGCACAGUUAACUGUGUGAGCUGGAACCCCGUCCUGCCCGGCCUGCUGGCCAGCGCCUCCGACGAUGGAACUGUCCGAAUCUGGGGACCUGCCCCCUUCCUUGAUGUCCAGGACUCAGAGGGGCUCAAUGAAUGUUGCAGCAUGGACAGCUGAUGAUCUGCUGCUGCUUGUAAACCUGAAGAGCAUUAAGACUCUGUAGACACGUAAAUGGACAAAGCGAGGAAAGCUUUGGUGAUUGAACAGCAGCUUCCUGGAGGCAGGGGGAUGGCAGUCGCUGUGUAUCAGGACAUCAGAACACAGAGAAAUGAUUGAGAGUAGGGCUGACCAGGUGAUGCUGGAUUCCAGGAUGUGACACACCUCCUCCUGUCGGGACCCGUACCCUCACCUCCAUCCAGGAGCACCCACCUCCUCUUAUUUAUUAUCAGCCACAUAAUUUAUUGAUGAGUAGUUCACUGGGCUCUAGGCUGUUAUAUAGCAGCAUCUGGAGGGUGGUGUGUGUUCAGUCCUGCAUCUGAGCUGCUCACAUGAAGAAGCCUCAAGCUCUUUUGCUCUUUCAUCCCUGGAACCUUUUAAGAGAUUUUACCUGCAGGAACAUUUGAUGGAUGUGACACCCACUUGAAGAUAGUCUUUUAAAUACAAAAUUCUACAUUAUAUUGUCUGUUUUUUAAAUACAGUUUUCCUGGUUUUUUCCUUCACCUUCCCUGCUUAUAGACAGAGAAAGAAUAGUAUUUGAUGAGCAUGUUGCAUAGAAUUGCACAGGAUGAUGUGUUUGAUGGCUCUCCUCACUAUACCUGUUAUAAUAUAUGGAGUCUGAGAAUAUACAGCAGCAGUGUGGAGAGGUAACCUUUUUAUCUGUAUAUGGAUUAUCUGACUAUAGUUUCCUUCAUGCCUUCAGUGUGGACUUCCUGUUUGUUUUGCUGUUACAGCUUUGCUCUGGCUUCACUGUUUGCUCUUUAUUUCUAAAUCAUUGUUUGUUUGCAGCAUGUUGACAUGUCACCCUGCAUACAAAUAGCAGUCUUCAUAUACAUUUCUUUUGGUUUGGUUUAGUUGUUAAAUGUUUUUAAGUUUUAUUUAUUGCUGUUUGCUUUUUAUUCACUACAAAUGGAGUUGAGCAUUAAAAGAGACACUACCAGAUAUCUUACUGCACCCACUAGCACUCCCAAAUCCCCACAUUUUCCCCAGCUCAACAGUGAACUGUUUAAAAAGAUGAGGCUGGUUUUACUCUAUAUGUGUCUUAUUGUCAACAAACCUCAUGACAACACCAAAACCAACAAUAUGUUAGUCUGUCUCUACGUUGUGACUUUACAACACUCUCUGACAAACAGCCCCAAGCCCAUUGGUUCUGAGUAAUGAUGUAAAUCUUAAAAAAGUUUCAUUUUUUUUUAAGUCUCAGUAAUUUCCUAAAACAGCUGGUCACUGUAGUUUUUAGCAAACGUUACUCAAACAGGAGAAAAUAGUGCAUUUGUUGGGGAUUAUUUUCAGCAGUGGAUGAAUCCAUAUUUGGUGUUCUAGUGAGUAUUUCUGGCAGCAGGACGGUGUGUGUGAGACUCAGUCAAUAUAAACUACAGUGUGUGUGUUCAUGGUAAUGAAGGAACAUGUCACCCAGUGCAGCAGUGUGGCCCCUUGAUGUGUUUUUAAUAGUUUUUGGACAACAAUGGAGUUCUAUGGCACAGAGGAAGAAGAUAUAUAAGGCUUUGAUACACAAUACUAGUUAGUAGAUGGUUUAAUUGUUGGUUUGAGACUGCACUUGAGAUAUGUUGAUGGUAAAAAAAAAAAAAAAAAAAUAGAGCAUAUCACCAGAAUUACCCUUUAAGUUUCAACACAUCACCAGUGAGCUGAGAGGACACAGUAAUACAAUGGAGUGCAUCUUUAACAAUCAGUGUGUAACACAUUUGUACACAAGUGUAACAUAAAGUUAUUAUGAACUUGUACAAAGUGAUUCCUUUUCAGAGUCAAAAGAACAAUCUUGCCUGAUAUGAUGUUCUAUGUAAUAUGUGCUGUGUAUUUGUAUGUUAUGGCAUGUAUUAUGAGGCUGUGUACCAGACAAUUGUUCAGGUUUCUCCAAACCUGCUUUUUACUGUCAAAUUGAAGAAGGUUCCAGCUGCUCUGUCAGACCUUCAGACCAAACUUUGACUGCACUACUGUUGUAAUAUAAAUCAGCACAUUACAUUUAAAACUCUGAAACUUUGUUCCGAGGUUUAUUUACCACAAUGCAGCUGAAAUGACAUUUCAGCUUGAACAUUUAUGAGACAUUUUUCAAACUGCUUCUACAAAUUCUGUUUAAAGUUUAUUUAAAGAAAAAAAAAGUUUGUCAGUUGUCCAAAACAUUUCCAGUCCUGGCAGAUAACAGCAGCAGCCAUCACCAGCUUUAACUCUUCCAUCACAGAACACACACACUAGUGGUACACAACAUUCUCUCUCUCUCUCUCUCUCUCUCUCUGUCUCUCUCUCUCCCCCCCUCCCUUAAGUCAGUCACAGAUGUAGUGUUCUAGAUUCUGCUUCUGCAAUUUUCAUUGUUUAUUCUGAGUAUUUCAGGCUUCUCUUCUGUUCUCUUCUUGCUGUAAGAAGCCAAAGUAGGAACUUUGUUUGCUUGCAGGCAAUUUCUGCCAGAAACCAUUUUACAUUUUAAAUGUGUUACUACAAAAAGUGGUUGUACUGUUCUGUAUUGUUCUGUAGGAGAUGUGUUAUGUAUGCAUAUUUUGAAUAAAGAAUUCAGGGUUUUAAAAGAU